AUGGCAGGAGGCAACACGAUUCUGGAGCUGAAGCAUCACGUGCUGAAUGGCAGGCUGGCACAGGCAAAGAAGCUGAUAGCAGCGUCGCAGAUCUCAUUGGAGGAGACAGCAGAUGAGGAUGGAAACACGCCGCUUCAUUGGUUGGCGCAAGCCCUCGAAACAAAGGCCCCGGAGGCCACUGACCAGGAGAUGCUGGCCUUUCUGCUGCAAAAUGGGGCUCCAAAGAACCGGCAGAACUCGCUGGGGGAGACUCCCCUGAUGUCGGCUGUUCGGCUCUUCUUGCUGGAUGAGCAGCGCGCGCUGGUUUUGAUUGAGGAGCUUCUCUCGAAGGCGCGCGUGGAUCCCAGCCGAUGCGACAUGGUUGGCGAGACGCCUCUCAUGGAGGCUGCUGCGGCUGGAUUGGAUGGCCUGGGAGAGGUCCUCUUGAACCACCGCGCCAACCCCCUGGCCGAGAGCUCCAGCGGCCUGACAGCACUGCAGCUGGCGCAGGAGUACAAGCAGGAAGCGUUCGUGACGCUGCUGAAGUCUCCUUUGGCGGAACGGGCUGCCAUGGAGGCCAGGAAGGAGGAAGCAUCCGGCAGGUGCGCAGCCUUGCUGGCACAAGCUGACGGCACGCUACUUGUUGUCGACGUUUCCCACCUGGAACAGAAGGAGUGGACGGACAUGCUCCUGCAGAAGGACUGGGAGGCUCGGCGGCAGGCAGUGCAGGCACUUGGGCGCCUGCCGCUGGCACGUGGCAACGCCAGAGCUGUCGAGCUCGUUUGUGGCUGCCUCGAGGAUUCAGAUGCCCUGGUCCGACGAGCGGCCUUGGACUCAGGCGUGCGGUUGCUGCUGCCAGAGCCCGCUGGCGAAGAGGCUAGCGAGGAGGAAGCUGCAUCGGCAGCAAAGGCCUUGGCGGAGGCCCAGGCCUCCUCGGCCUGCUGUGGCUUCAUUGACAAGGUUCUGCAGCGGCUCCGCUGCGAUGAGGAUUGGGGUGUCCGUCGCGUGGCCCUCGCUUCGUUGGGUGCUGCUGCACCCAGGGGCACUGAGCCCGCGCUGGCAGCACUGAAGCCCUUCCUCGCCGAUGCGGACGAUGACGUGCGCGCGGCUGCAGCGGCCGCAGCAGGUCGACUCGCGCCCAUCGGUGAUGAGGUGUGGAUUGCCCCAUUGAUAAAGCUGUUGCAGGACGACGACGAGGGAGUCCGCCAAGCGGCUCUCCUGGCGGUGGCGCGAACUGCGCCCAAAGGCCAUAGAGGCGCCCUGGAGGCCGUCGGGGAUGUUAUGGAUGACGAUGAUGCUGCUCAGUCAGAACUCUGGGAAGUGAUUUCCGCACGUCUUCUCAAUGAGCUCUAUGGUUUCUCCAACAUCAACACAGGCGAGUGGACUGAUGGACUUGUUGCCCUGCUGGUGCGUGAGGCCGUGAGCGACACAUCUGACAACAAGAAGUGGGUCGUGUUCGAUGGGCCCGUGGAUGCAAUAUGGAUCGAGAACAUGAACACGGUGUUGGACGACAACAAAAUGCUUUGCCUCGCGAACGGCGAGCGAAUCAAGCACUGCUCUCACUGCCGAAGUCCGCAGUAA
Messenger RNA from Symbiodinium pilosum, 1560 nucleotides. NCBI's taxonomy places the organism in Eukaryota, Dinophyceae, Suessiales, Symbiodiniaceae. The record is from the annotation of a GenBank genome assembly.